Chanos chanos (milkfish) is the source of this 699-nucleotide messenger RNA. RefSeq names its product transmembrane protein 179a, genome duplicate B (gene tmem179ab). The record is from RefSeq and is a predicted model, not a curated record. The transcript has 4 exons. Bases 1 to 699 code for a protein of 232 amino acids. Lineage: Eukaryota; Metazoa; Chordata; Actinopteri; Gonorynchiformes; Chanidae.
AUGGCUUUGGAUAAUUUUAUAUUUGCCCAGUGCAUCCUGUAUUUUCUUGCGUUUGUUUUUGGCUUCAUAGCUGUAGUGCCUCUUUCGGAAAACACAGAAGAUUUUCAGGGAAAAUGUCUGCUUUUUACUCGAGGAAUGUGGCAGAAUGAAAAUAUCACGGUGUCCAAGCAGCGUUUCAUUGUAGACGAAUGGGGACCACCAUCGAACUGCAGUUUCAUCACAUUUGUGGGGAUAGCCUCCCUUAUCUUAUCCGCAGUUCAAGCUUGGAGGCUACUCUUCUUUCUUUGCAAAGGUCACGACGACUCCAUCUUCAACGCGUUCCUGAACCUUUUGAUCAGUUCGCUUGUGGUUUUCGCCGUAUUCCUGUCCAGUACAAUCGUUAGUGUGGGCUUUAACCUGUGGUGUGAUGCUAUUACCGAGGGAGGCACCAUGCCUAGCAGCUGUGAAGACCUACAGGACACUGAUCUGGAGCUUGGUUUAGACAACUCUGCGUUCUAUGAUCAGUUUGCCAUUGCACAGUUUGGGCUCUGGGCUUCUUGGUUAACCUGGCUUGGAAUCACUGUCAUGGCUUUUCUGAAAGUUUACCAUAACUACAGACAGGAGGACCUGCUGGACAGCCUGAUCCAUGAGAAAGAGUUCCUACUGGGCCGUUCCUCUCGCCGCUGCUCUGACCUGGAUGAGAAAAGUGGCAUGAUCUAA